UCGAUGAAUGGGAGGUCACAUGAAAUGAAAUGCAGCGUCUGAAACUGAAACCCAUGCUUUCUCCAACAUUACAACGCUCCUUGUGUUCCCAUGUCCCUUUCUUAUUCUGCCUCAAAAUCAACUCCUUUUCUUCUUCUUCUUCCUUGCAAUGUUCACCUUGGACUGGUCUGCAAACCUGGAGAGAGUCCCCACUCAAUGAGAAUCGUUGCUGGGGACCCAAAGGCCCAAAACCUCAGCCACUACAGUCACAGCCGUCUUCUCUUAACAGCGAUGACAGUCCAAUGGUGUCAUCAGCUUCCUCUCUUGCAGAGCUUGGUGCUCUGGUUCUCUCCACCAGUGACCCUCUCGCCAAAUCCAAGCUUUCCCAUCUUGCUUUUUCCAGGUGGCGCCUAGAGAACCUUCCAAUUGGCUCGUGUGAACCCCCUCCUCGACCCGCUCGCCCUCUCAAACCUCAACUGGUUUCCCCGAAAGAAAUUCCAGCUCCCAAGAACUCGGGUUUGCCUCUUAAUGCUUAUAUGCUUCAUAAUCUUGCUCAUGUUGAGCUCAAUGCGAUUGACUUGGCUUGGGAUACUGUUGUUCGUUUUUCACCUUUUAGUGAGACUCUAGGGGAGGGAUUUUUUGCUGACUUUGCUCAUGUCGCUGACGAUGAGAGUCGCCAUUUUGCUUGGUGUUCUCAGAGACUUGCUGAACUUGGUUUCAAUUAUGGAGACAUGCCUGCUCAUAAUCUGCUUUGGAGGGAGUGUGAGAAAUCAUCUGAAAAUGUUGCUGCACGUUUGGCAGUGAUCCCUCUAGUCCAGGAAGCUCGAGGACUAGAUGCUGGACCACGACUUGUGCAAAAAUUGGUUGGCUUUGGAGAUCUCAGGACAUCAGACAUUGUAGCUAGAAUUGCUGAUGAAGAAGUUGCACAUGUGGCUGUUGGAGUCCAUUGGUUUGUUGAUGUCUGUCAGAAAAUGGAUUGUACCCCAUCUUCCGCAUUUAAAGACUUGUUAAAAGAGUAUAAUGUGGAGUUGAGAGGGCCCUUCAAUUAUUCUGCUCGUGAUGAGGCUGGCAUUCCUCGUGAUUGGUAUGACUUACCUACAAAUGACCAGGAUAAGAAUAAGAAAAAGGAUAAAACUGGGAAGCUUACGGAGGUUUAUGGUAGGCUUGCUUCCAUAAUUUCCAUGGAGAGUGAGAACUCAAGUUUGAACAGGCCUUAGUUGUUUUGCUUCAGCAAAUGUUUUCGUCUCCGAGCAAUUGGUAUGAAGCAUAUCCUCGUAUAUGGUUGCACACUUUCUUUCUUUCAUGUGCGUUCGCAAGAAGCAUUACAACCCAGUUACCUAUCUUGCUGAUUUUUCUUCAGGGCAUCACCUAAUUUGGCAUGUUUAGAGAAGAGAGAAAGCGACAUCAUACUAGAUCUAGAAAAGUGCACAUAUUUUUGAGUUAUUAUCUUUACCCUCAUCUUCAAUUUCUUUCUUUUUCUGCUCAACAGAAAAAUUCAAGUACAAAAGCUGUUGUCAAAUUCUUGUCUACUUCUGGGUCACAGUUGUAGUUUUUUUUCUUCUUUCUUGUUUUUGUUAAGAUGCUUCACUAUUAUAGUUUUUUCUUGUAAAUUUUGUACAUGCAUUUGUUAUAUGUACGAUUAUAGAAGUUCUCUCU
This is a messenger RNA of Prunus dulcis (almond), 1635 nucleotides long. RefSeq lists its product as uncharacterized. Lineage: Eukaryota; Viridiplantae; Streptophyta; Magnoliopsida; Rosales; Rosaceae. The record is from RefSeq and is a predicted model, not a curated record. The coding region runs from base 30 to 1196 and encodes 388 amino acids. The transcript is spliced from 7 exons.